Messenger RNA from Vespa velutina, 974 nucleotides. RefSeq lists its product as uncharacterized. Lineage: Eukaryota; Metazoa; Arthropoda; Insecta; Hymenoptera; Vespidae. The record is from RefSeq and is a predicted model, not a curated record. Bases 1 to 678 code for a protein of 225 amino acids. The transcript is spliced from 4 exons.
AUGGAGAGUCAUGUAUUUGAAUGUAUCGUUCAAAAAGACGAUACAAAGCUACGUGAUUCGAGAAAUGUCAAAACAAACAUCCUAUCACCGAUCUCGACGAAGAAAGAAGCGAUUUAUUUGACUAACUAUCCUACUUAUCGUGGAAGGGGCUACGUAAGAAGCAAUAACAAAAACAACAGUAACAACAACGCCAUUAUCGAAGAUCGUGCUCUCGAUUCGUCCCGAAGAGAGACAUUCGUUGUUACCGAAGACGACAAAGAGAAUUUUAUUGGGAAACAAGAGGAUCGUUUGAAUAAUUUUCCAUCUACGAAGCGACAAGAGAUAUUACCAACAUUGUUGUCUUUCGACGAGAAAAAUAACGAAGGGAAUUCACUCAAACGAAAAAUUCCACGUCCGGCUAAUGCUUUCAUGCUUUUUGCGAACGAAUGGCGAAAGAAACUUGCCAGUGAAAAUCCUCGAGAAUCUAACAAGGACAUCAGUACUUGGAAUCCUUUGGAAGAAUAUCUCGAAAGAUAUGAAGGAGAAGUACUUCACAUUGGCACGAGAAGUCGAUGCAGAACACAAGAAAAAAUAUCCUGGGAUGAGUGCAUCGUCAUCAUUGUCGUCGUCAUCAUCGUCACCGUUGACGUAACACGACAGGACGAUGCAUGCAGGCAAGCGGACAUAGAACGAUGCUGAUAGCCUACUGAGAGAUAUAAAGCCGAGUGGCAGCUGCUCUACUCGUCAUUUGCGAUCAUAUGUUUAACUUGCAUAUUCGAAACUAACUUUUCGCGAUACAAAUAGCGAUUUCCUAGAAACAACAACGUAUGGCGUGUUGCUGCCAGUAUGUAAUGUUUAAUUUGACGUAUACAAUGUGUCAACAACAAAAAAUAUAUCAAAAGAUCCGUCAAAGUUUAUUAUGAUAACUUUUAUUAUUAUUUCUUUUUUAUUUUUUUGCAAAGAAAAAAGAAAGAUAAAUAAAUAAAAAGAAAUAU